AUGCAUGCAACCCAAACAGCUGUUGUCCUUGCAGUCAGAAAUGCUCGGGUUGGUUAUUUCAAUGGAAAGGUUAUUAACACAACCACUGCAACAACUCUAGCUAUAAACCCUUCUAUCCCUGAAACAGAGACACUUAUAUCAAGAGGAAAGAUUCCAGAUGACCUUUUAACACUGUCUUGUGUUGCUGGACAACUUAACUCACAAUACAGUAGGAUGACAAUCACAGCUGUUUUAGAACGUACAAGUGUUCUCUCUGAAACAGUUGAAACUACUAUCAGGGCUGCUGUGAGAAUCAUUAAAACUGAUUCUUUUUGCUAUCCAGCGUGCCCUUUGAAAAUUAAUGGCAAAGAGUGUAAAAAGAAAUGUGUCCAGCAAAAUGAUAAUGUAUGGUUUUGUUCAAGAUGCCAAACUCAUGUGCCAGAAUGCAAUUACAAAUACUUAUUGCAGAUGAAGCUCCAAGAUCAUAUAGGCACUCUUUGGGCUACUGCCUUUGAUGAGGUUGGCACAAAUUUGCUGCAAAUAUCUGCCAAGGACCUUUACAUGCUGCAGUACGAUUUAACUACAAAGAGAACACCUCAGACUAUUAUCAAGGGUGUCCUUUUAUCUAGCUUUGUUUUCACACUUUCUAUUACAACAGACAUGUACAAUUCAGAGCCCAGGCUCAAAGCAACAAUUACCAAAGUCACGAAUAUCAAUUUCUAG
Cryptomeria japonica (Japanese cedar) is the source of this 702-nucleotide messenger RNA. RefSeq names its product replication protein A 70 kDa DNA-binding subunit A-like. Bases 1 to 702 code for a protein of 233 amino acids. NCBI's taxonomy places the organism in Eukaryota, Viridiplantae, Streptophyta, Pinopsida, Cupressales, Cupressaceae. The record is from RefSeq and is a predicted model, not a curated record. The transcript has a single exon.